AUGGAUUUCAUCAAGACCAGUUCCCUGCGUGCUCUGAUUGAGUUAACUUUCCAACGCAAGUGGAACGGCCUCAUUUGGAUGAGUAGAAAAGGAGUUAUAGCCAAAAGAGUGAAGACUGUCCAGACGGCUUAUCGAGAACCGCGGCCAAGCCGUGCAGAACGGCCGGCCGAGGAACGAAUGUUCCGCGGUCGGCCAAAGUCCAAACCAUCCGUCCAAACCUCGAUCCGGGAAACAAUGUCCCGCGGUCGGCCAAGCACAACGUCACCAAUGCCGCGCACGACCAUGCCGCGCGAGCCGGGAAGCAACGCCUCGCGGCCGCGACUUCUCACGUACCACGGCCGAUGCGCCGUCCGACCGGGAAAGCCGCCCACGUCCGGCCGAGAAACAUCGGCCAAUCUUCAUCCGCCGACCACAGCCGGCCGACCGAAACAUCCGGCCACGACCGUUCCGAUCGGCCAGACCCGAUGUCCGGCCGAUCGUCCCGACCGACCGUCCGAACGCCGCGGUCGACCCGAAGCCGUUUUUGAAGCCCAAUCCGCACAAUUCAAGCCCAAAGCCGGCGCCGACUAG
Molecule: messenger RNA, 570 nt
Organism: Microthlaspi erraticum
Lineage: Eukaryota; Viridiplantae; Streptophyta; Magnoliopsida; Brassicales; Brassicaceae
Source: the annotation of a GenBank genome assembly